Candida albicans SC5314 is the source of this 1392-nucleotide messenger RNA. RefSeq names its product Lip5p (gene LIP5). The transcript has a single exon. The coding region runs from base 1 to 1392 and encodes 463 amino acids. Gene Ontology annotation, molecular function: triacylglycerol lipase activity. Gene Ontology annotation, biological process: lipid catabolic process. The record is from RefSeq and is a predicted model, not a curated record. NCBI's taxonomy places the organism in Eukaryota, Fungi, Ascomycota, Pichiomycetes, Serinales, Debaryomycetaceae.
AUGUUGUAUUUAAUACUUUUCCUCAUUGCCCCCAUAUAUGCUGGCCUUAUUUUCCCUACCAAACCAUCAAGCGAUCCCUUCUAUAACCCCCCGAAAGGUUUUGAAAAUGCUGCCGUUGGUGAUAUUUUGCAAUCCAGGGCAACACCCAAAUCUAUCACUGGUGGGUUCACCCCUCUCAAGAUCCAGAACUCAUGGCAACUUUUAGUUAGAUCUGAGGAUUCAUUUGGUAAUCCAAAUGUCAUUGUCACUACUGUUAUUGAACCAGUCAACGCUGAUCCAUCCAAGAUUGCUUCCUACCAGGUUUUUGAAGAUGCAGCUAAAGCUGAUUGUGCUCCUUCCUAUGCUCUUCAAUUUGGUUCUGAUUUGACUACUUUCGUUACUCAAGCUGAAAUGUACUUGAUGGCACCAUUGUUAGAUCAAGGAUAUUAUGUUGUGUCUCCUGAUUAUGAAGGACCUAAACUGACAUUCACUAUUGGUAAACAAUCAGGUCAAGCUGUGCUAAACUCUAUUCGUGCAGCAUUAAAAUCUGGUAAAAUCACCAACAUUAAAGACGAUGCUAAAGUUGUCAUGUGGGGAUAUUCUGGUGGGUCAUUAGCCUCUGGAUGGGCAGCUGCUUUACAACCAAGCUACGCACCUGAAUUAGGUGGUAACUUAUUGGGUGCUGCCUUAGGUGGAUUUGUUACCAAUAUUACAGCUACCGCACAAGCCACUGACGGUACUGUUUUUGCAGGAAUUGUGGCAAACGCUUUGGGUGGUGUUGCUAAUGAGUAUCCGGAAUUCAAAUCAAUUUUACAGAGUGAUACAGACAAAAAAUCAGUGUUUGAUGAAUUUGAUGGUCACUGCUUGAUUGACGGUGUGCUCAACUAUAUCGGUACUCUGUUCUUAACUGGUGAUCAUAAGAUUUUCAAAACUGGUUGGGAUAUUUUAAAGAACCCAAAAAUUGGUAAAGUUGUUGAAGACAAUGGAUUAGUUUAUCAGAAGCAGUUGGUUCCAAAAAUACCCGUGUUUAUUUACCACGGUUCAAUUGAUCAAAUCGUCCCUAUUGUCGAUACCAAAAAAACUUAUCAAAAUUGGUGUGAUGCUGGUAUUUCCUCUUUGGAAUUUGCUGAAGAUGCUAGUAAUGGUCACCUCACUGAAGCUAUUAUGGGUGCCCCUGCUGCUUUGACUUGGAUUAUUGAUAGAUUUGAUGGUAAACAAACUGUUUCUGGUUGUCAACAUAUUCAAAGAUUCAGUAACCUUGAAUACCCAAAUAUUCCUUCUUCAAUUGCUAACUAUUUCAAAGCAGCAAUGGAUGUUGUUCUCCAUCUCGGACUUGGCCCAGAUGUCCAAAAAGAUCAAGUCAGUCCUGAAGGAAUUAAAAAACUUGGAUCAAUUGAAAUGAGGUGGUUAUAA